AUGCGCCUUUUUCUACAAUUGAAUAGACGUAUAUGGAUUCGGUUGGCUAUCCUCUGUUGUUUUUGGAGCUCGUCUGGGUGGUGUUACAUCGGAAAUAAGAGUAAAGAUGGUUUUUUUCAUCGUCAUCACGAGCCCCGAUCAGUGGUUCGUGAUGGACGAGUAGUAAACAUUACCACCAAGAAUAGCAGUGAAGUCAAGAGCGUCUUGAACCCUACACACGGAAUUGUUUAUGUGUACCGAUACGAGGAGUCAAGAAACGAGACAACUGCCCUGCGAGUGUCAACACAAAGUAAAGGUGCCCUGGAUAAUUUCCCUGUUAUAUUUGUUGUUCGACAACAAGAAGGAGUCAUUUCAUGGACCAUCCCUUUUUACCUGGAUUUUCAGUAUGAAUUUUAUCAAGUGAGUCGAACUUUAUGCCCUGUUGACAAAAAUCACAGAAAAGACAUUAAACCCAAACAGGACAUCAUAAUUGAGGUCAGCUCUCUGGCAGAAAAUUCUACAGACUUUUAUUUAACUACAUCUUUAAUUGAAAACUUUGAACUAAGAUUGGGUGAGAAAAAAGAUGUUACAGUGACUCCUACAGAGCCCAAAUAUUACAUGUUUUCUUUUCCUUUGGGUGUGGAGUCUGUGAUUGUUACAGGCAAUUCAAAAGACACAAAUUGCCUUACAAUGUCAAUUCAAGACAUAAGGUGUCCUGUAUAUGAUAUGGACCGUAAUAUCCGUUUCCAUGGUCUCUAUCAAACUAUGAGCAAAGAAGCAGCCAUUGUUGUCCAGAAUUCCAGCAAGCUUCUAACAGAAAAUGCAUUUUAUGUAGUUUUGGUAUUGAUGCCAAACAAUAUGGAAUGUUCUAGUAUUGAGGAGGUUAUACCAGGUGGUAAAAUUAGAUCGAAGAACUUAACAAUUCUCAUCAAUAAUACCACUCCAGUUAACAAAUACUCUUAUGCAAUUGUUGCAUCUGUUGGUGUUUUCUUUAUGGUCUAUGUUAUUGCUGGAGUGAUAAUUCUCAUAUUUUAUUUAUGUGACAAAAAUGAAGGCUUUUUAAGUUUAAGUGAACAAGAACGAGAGAAAAUUUUAUGGGGAACUCAAAGGCUUGUGCAUUCAGAGUCUGAUUUGGAUGAAAGAAUUGGUAUACAGCCAGCUGAAGGUGGACAGCAUUCCUAUGGAACUAUCAACAGAGAUUCUCAUAAUCCAACAUCUCCCCUCCUAAAUGCUGUCUCUCCAAGUGCGACCACGGAUGAUUCUUCAUCAGUAAAUUCUUCCCUGGAUACUCAAGACAUUGAUUUCCUGCAUGAUGCUGAAGAAGAGAAAGAUGUUUUCAGAACAAAGACUGCAUUAUUUGUAUCAGACUUGUCAAGGAAAGGAAGGAAAAAACUAGCCAAGUAUGGAAAAGUGUAUAACUGGAAUUUAUGGACAAUUGUUAUAUUCUAUGGUUUACCUGUUGUUCAGCUGAUGAUUACUUAUCAAAAAGUUCUUCACCUGACAGGCAAUGAAGACACUUGCUAUUAUAACUUUAAGUGUGCCAUGCCAUUUGGAGUACUUAGUGCAUUCAAUAAUGUCUUCAGUAAUAUCGGCUAUGUCAUGCUGGGCAUAUUGUUCUUACUCCUUGUCUGGAGAAGGGAUUUGUUACAUAGAGAAACUGUAAAAAAAUUUGGAAAUAUUGAGCAGUAUUAUGGUAUUCCUCAACCAUAUGGCCUGUUUUAUGCUAUGGGCCUUGGCCUUUGUAUGGAAGGAGUGAUGAGUGCCUGCUAUCAUGUAUGCCCAACUUAUUCCAAUUUCCAAUUUGAUACUUCAUUUAUGUAUAUUAUUGCUUGCCUGUGUAUGCUACGUUUGUACCAGACAAGGCAUCCAGAUAUAAAUGCUAAGGCCCACACAGCAUAUCUUUAUAUGGCCUUCAUUAUCUUCAUAGCAGUUAUUGGAGUGGUUUACCAAAAUCCCAUUUUCUGGAUUAUUUUUGCUGUGAUACACUUUAUAACAACGCUGGUCCUAAGUGUACAGAUAUAUUACAUGGGCAGGUGGAAAAUAGAUCUUGGUCUUUUUAACAGGAUGCGGUUAAUGUUGUGUAGUGAUUUUUUACAGUGUGCAAGACCCAUGUACAAGGAUCGGUUAAUUCUGCUGAUUAUUGGUAAUAUUCUAAACUGGUCCUUUGCUGUAUAUGGAGCAGUGAAAAAACCAAGUGACUUUGCCAGUUACUUGUUGGCAAUUUUCAUUGGGAAUCUGCUGUUUUAUCUCUUUUUUUAUUUGAUUAUGAAACUUCGAAGCAAAGAGUCAAUAAAAAAAUGGACAUGGUUCUAUAUUAUUAUGACUUGUGUUUUAUGGGGAUUUGCUCUGUACUUCUUCCUGAAUCAUCUCACCUCAUGGCAGUUGUUACCUGCUGAAUCUCGGGACAAAAAUCAUAAGUGUAUUUUGUUGGAUUUUUAUGAUGCUCAUGAUAUCUGGCAUUUCUUAUCAGCAUCAAGUAUGUUUUUCUCUUUCAUGAUCCUGCUGACUUUAGAUGAUGAUCUCCAGUUGAUCCGGCGGGAUCGAAUUCCUGUGUUUUGA
Acanthosepion pharaonis is the source of this 2538-nucleotide messenger RNA. Lineage: Eukaryota; Metazoa; Mollusca; Cephalopoda; Sepiida; Sepiidae. The record is from the annotation of a GenBank genome assembly.